Molecule: messenger RNA, 1921 nt
Organism: Sus scrofa (pig)
Lineage: Eukaryota; Metazoa; Chordata; Mammalia; Artiodactyla; Suidae
Source: RefSeq, a predicted model, not a curated record
CGCGAGGGAUGAGUGGUGUCUGGCUUGGGGCGCCUGGAACCCAGCUGCUGGGAGGGUCUGAGGGGCGCCAAGACCUCGCCUGGGAGGCGCAGACUUGGCCGCGCUGGCGUCGUGGUCGCACUCACUGCGGGAGCGGUCACCGGCCCCCAGUGGACUGUUGGGGCCAGGUGGGCUCCUGCUGCCUCUCCGCUUCUUUCGCUCCGCUGGGCGGCCGGAGCCAGGGCUUGUAGACGGGGCCAACCUGGGCCCUUGCGCUGGACUCCACCGGGCAGCGCAGCUCCCUGUGCUCAGGCCAGGAGGGGUGUCCGCCGCGGGGUUCUGGGGACCCUACAACAGCCCCUUAGACACGCGCGAGUGGAGAUGUACCAGCUCUCGACCCUUUCCCUCAUUGGAGCGUGAUGGGUCACCGAGACCUGUGAGGAGGACCCGAGGCAGCUGUCACCCUAGAGACAAUGUCAGAACCUUGGAGCUCAGCACCCACUUGAAGGGGGGCGUGUGCUCGCUUAAGCCCCUGCAGUUUAAGGACUAGGCUUGGCGGCUCGCAGUGCAGAGGGAGGCUUUAGCAGCCACCAGCAGUCUCAGCUGUGCUCGCGUCCUGACUGAUGCAAGUUUGCUGGCUGGUCUCCUGUUUCCAUACUUGCCCUUCCACCAUCCAUUAUCUAAGCAGCAGCAGCAGCAGCAGCAGUGACCCUCCAAACAAUGACCUGCCAUGUUCCGCAGGGUGGGCUGGCUGGUCCUAUACAGCCUCGUGGUACUGCUCAGCUGUCUGUUCUUCCUGAAGAGAGAUGCCCAGCCAGCGAGGGGGCCUGUGGUGAGACAGCCCUUCUGGGCUCCCUCAGGGCCCCGGCACAGCUCGUGUCCACCCAACCACACAGUGGCUAAUUCCUUCCUGUUCCUGCCUAACCGUCACCGCCUCUUCCUGACCUAUCGCCACUGCCGCAACUUUUCCAUCUUGCUGGCGCCUUCAGGCUGUACUGAGGACACCUUUUUGCUCCUGGCCAUCAAGUCACAGCCUGGCCAUGUGGAACAGCGUGCAGCCAUCCGCAACACAUGGGGCCGUGCAGGAAGCUGGGCUAAGGGCCGGCAGCUGAAGCUGGUAUUCCUCCUAGGAGUGGCAGGACCCACACCCCCAGCCCAGCUGCUGGCCUACGAGAGUCGGGAGUUUGAUGACAUCCUACAGUGGGACUUUGCUGAGGACUUCUUCAACCUGACACUCAAGGAGCUACACCUGCAGCGCUGGGUGGCAGCUGCCUGUCCCCAGGCCCAUUUCAUGCUAAAGGGAGAUGAUGAUGUCUUUGUCCAUGUCCCCAAUGUCCUAGAAUUCCUGGAUGGCUGGGACCCAGCCCAGGACCUCCUAGUGGGAGAUGUCAUCCGCCAGGCUCCACCCAACAGGAACACCAACGUCAAAUAUUUCAUCCCUCCUACCAUGUAUAGGGCCAACUAUUACCCACCCUAUGCUGGGGGCGGAGGGUACGUCAUGUCCAGAGCCACUGUGCAGCGCCUCCAAGCAGCCGUGGAAGAGGCCGAACUCUUUCCCAUUGAUGAUGUCUUUGUGGGGAUGUGCCUGAGAAAGCUGGGGGUGAGCCCCACGCACCAUGCCGGCUUCAAAACAUUUGGAAUACAGCGGCCGCUGGACCCUCUGGACCCCUGCCUGUACAGAGGGCUUCUUUUGGUACACCGCCUCAGACCCCUGGAGAUGUGGACCAUGUGGGCACUGGUGACAGAUGAGGGGCUCAAGUGUGCAGCAGCCCCCUUGUCCCAGCUUCGAGGGGUGGGUUGAGUGAGUGGACUUAAUUUUCCAAUCACAAGGAGAAAUUGAGAACCUUGAAACUUGGCCCUUGAUGGUCUACAGGAAAUGCUGACUUCAUUUUUGUAACCCCCUCCCAAACCUUGCUAAUUUUGAUUAAAACGCUGAAACCCA